Dothidotthia symphoricarpi CBS 119687 is the source of this 955-nucleotide messenger RNA. RefSeq lists its product as uncharacterized. Lineage: Eukaryota; Fungi; Ascomycota; Dothideomycetes; Pleosporales; Dothidotthiaceae. The transcript is spliced from 2 exons. The record is from RefSeq and is a predicted model, not a curated record. Bases 161 to 862 code for a protein of 233 amino acids.
UCUCGUCUUGAAACCGGUUGUGUUGCCCUGGCGUUCUUCCCAUAACAAUUUGCCCCGUCGCUCUGGAAUUCCUGCAUUCUCCGAAGUACCUUCAGCUCACUACAUUUCCCCGUUGAACAAACUCACGCCUUCCUACCCACCCCACACAACACAUCACACCAUGGCGGACACUGUCGAAGAGAAGAAGCAAUCCGUUUCUGGAGAAGGACAGGCUGAUGCCAACGCUUCCGUAGGCGGAAAGGGCAGCGCGGAAUCAUCGAGUAAGAAAACCGAGAAGAAGACGCCGAAGAAGCUGGGUGGGAAAAAACCAGAACAGCAGCCCACUCCUGAAGCCACUCCUACCCCCGAGAAUGAAGCUGGAGCCGAGGCUGAGCAAGAGGACGCAGGACGCAAGCAGACCUCCAACGGCAACGCCGACGAGUCUGACCCCGAGCCUCGACAGAAGUCGCAAUCGAGGCGCCGACAAUCCCGAGGCCGUGGACGACGAGGCGGCGACUCGGACUCUGAGUCCGUCACACGAUCUGACGUCUCUGCCUCUGGAGGCCGCCGCAACCGCCAGCGCCAGAAGAAGGGCGGAAAGGGAGGUCAACUUGGCGGCAUUGGCGAAGAACUUCCCGGAGGAGAGCUCGUCGGCGGUGCAUCCGACAUGGUUCAGGAUACCGCUGGUAACGCUGUCAACCAAGUCGGCGACACCGCAGGCAAGGCUCUCGGUGGCCUGACCGGCGGCGGUGACAAGAAGGAGGAUGAUGGUGAUACCAAGGGCGGCGAGCAACUUCGUCUGCGAUUGGAGCUCAACCUCGACAUCGAAAUCCAGCUUAAGGCUAAGAUUCACGGUGACCUCACACUCGGAUUGCUGAACUGAGUGUUCUGCGACGAAUUGCGCAUCUUCUUGUUUGUAUGGCUGCAUGACGUUUGGAGCUUCCGAGUCCUCGAACUCUUGGAUGGCGUUUGGCUU